Messenger RNA from Lottia gigantea (owl limpet), 708 nucleotides. RefSeq lists its product as hypothetical. The coding region runs from base 1 to 708 and encodes 235 amino acids. The transcript is spliced from 3 exons. The record is from RefSeq and is a predicted model, not a curated record. NCBI's taxonomy places the organism in Eukaryota, Metazoa, Mollusca, Gastropoda, Lottiidae.
AUGGGUGAACCGAAGGAUGAUGACGAGAGAGAUGAUAAGAAAGAAGACAGGAAAAAAGAUGAUGAGAAGAAGGACGAUAUGAGACAAGAUGAGAAGAAGGAUGGUGAGAAGAAGAGGGUCGAUGAUAAGAGGAGAGAUGAAAAGAAAGAAGAUGGGAAGAAGGAUGGUGAGAAGAAGAAGGAUGGUGAGAGGAAGAAGGAUGAGAAGAAGAAGCAUGAUGAUAGGAAGAUGGGCGAGAGGAAGAAGGAUGAUAAGAAGAAGAAGCAUGAUGAUAGGAAGAAGGGCGAGAGGAAGAAGGAUGAUGAGAAGAAGAAGGAUGAUGAGAGGAAGAAGGAUGAUGGGAAGAAGGAUGAUGAGAGGAAGAAGGAUGAUGAGAAGAAGAAGGAUGAGAAGAAGAAGCAUGAUGAUAGGAAGAUGGGCGAGAAGAAGAAGGGUGAUGAGAAGAACAAGCAUGGUGAGAGGAAGAAGGAUGAGGAGAAGAAGGGUAGUGAUAGGAAGAAGGACGUUGGGAAGAAGGAUGAUGAGAGGGAGAAGGACCAGAGGAAGAAGGAUGAUGAGAGGAGACAGGAUUACCAGAAUGAUGACCAGGUUGUUGAGAAGAAGGAACACGUUGCCACUACAGAAGGUCUAGAGAAGUUGAAUGGUUGCUGCAACUAUUGCAGUCUAAGCUCAGGAAGUAUUUGGAUAUAUGUUAUAAUAGUGUUUUAA